Molecule: messenger RNA, 2223 nt
Organism: Parastagonospora nodorum SN15
Lineage: Eukaryota; Fungi; Ascomycota; Dothideomycetes; Pleosporales; Phaeosphaeriaceae
Exons: 3
Coding region: 1-2223 (740 amino acids)
Biological process (GO): proteolysis
Molecular function (GO): serine-type peptidase activity
Source: RefSeq, a predicted model, not a curated record
AUGCCUUGCCUUCUCAAGACCUUGACUGGUCUGUCGCUUGCCUCACUCGCUCUCUCUUCGCCUCUGCAAGCUCUCCAGAAUGGUAUCGGAAGCCCUUGUGCGGCGGCGAGCGCUGCUGUCGCGGCAAAUGUUUCUCAGACUUCGCCACCUAGAGUACCUGCGCAAUUGGCAUACGAUUGUCUUACAUCAGUUCCAUUCAACCAGUCAGCUGCUCUGGCUCUUGUAGACGGAAUUCCUGCGUACUUCAGGUGGCAAAGCAAUACGGCGUGGUUGAAGGACCCACCAGAGGAGUAUGCAACAAAGGUUCAGCCAGGCAUCGAUGUUUGGGGCGGCCUUGCAGACAUCAGAUCGAAGGUUGUCGGUGGAAAGUAUGCCAACGAAUACGAGACCCACGACGGCCAUUUCGCCUUCAUACCGGACGUGAUUGGCAAUGUGUUCGCCUUCGCAAGACCUGUACCACUUGUUUCGGUAUCUGCAGAUGGCAAGCAGCUGCCAAAGCCGUAUGUGUAUGCUGAUGUCGUAGCUGAGUCGUUUAGCAACGCGACAUACACUGCUUCUGCGGUAUCAAAGAUCAAUGGACAGGAGGCGAAAGAAUAUUUGGAGAGCUGGGCACAAAUUGGUGGACUACAGGAUCGUGAUGCUUUGUACAACAACUUGUUCUAUGAGCUUGCCAUCGUUUCGCUUGGCCCUGCUGGAGCUGGUGUCGGUACCUUUGCUGGAGGUAGUCGUGGACGUUGGGUCUUUCCCAAUGCCACCACCGAACUCACAUUUGAGAAUGGCACCAGCAGGAAAUACGAAAACUAUGCAAGGGUGUUGGUAAACCUUACCGGUAUCACAGAUGGCAAAAGUCUGUACAACAAGUACUUCACUGGGCCACCGCCAGGUACCAAGCGUACCAACGGUUACCCACCUCCAGUCAUACGUGACAUCAGGAAUCUGAUUGGUGGUUACUACCUCGAGGGCGACUACUCCGACGUCGCUGUCCUCUCUGUUCCAUCUUUUGUCGGCGCGGACGGCCCACAAAAGAGCUUCCAAGCUACGGCCGUCUCUUUCCUUGAAUCUGCCAAAGCUGCUGGAAAGAAGAAGCUCGUGAUCGACCUGUCUGCGAAUGGUGGCGGAACCAUUCUCCUUGCCUACGAGCUCUACAAGCUUCUCUUCCCUAACAACAUUGACCACGCCGCUGAUGAUCGCAUCCGUGCCUCUGAGAGUAUCGAUCUCAUUGGCAAGAAACUCUCUGAAGUCGCUGGUACAUUCCCAAGAAUCCUUGUCAACAAAACGGACAACGAAACUCUUCGCGAUCUCAACAGCAACAUCGCUGCUUCAAUGUUCAACUACCGCUCCGACAUGACCCCCGAGGGCAAGAACUUUGAAAAUUGGGCGGAAAAGUUCGGACCUCUUCAGCAGAAGGGCGACAACUUUACCAACCUCUUCCGCUGGAACUUCAGCGACGUGCUAGUCACCUUGUACAGUAACGGCAUCAAUAUACACGGAUAUGGUCCGCUGAAGAACUACACCACCCAGCCUUUCGCUGCCGAAGACAUUGUCGUCGUCACCGAGGGCUACUGUGCUUCUACAUGCACCAUCUUCUCCGAGCUCAUGCGCCAGCGUGCAGGCGUCAAGUACAUUGCACUCGGCGGGCGUCCGCGCGAGGGCCCUAUCCAAGCCGUCGGCGGUGUAAAGGGCACCAACAGCCAGGGAUGGGAUUUCGUCCAAAACGUGGCGCAGGCCAUGGUGACGGAGCUCAACAACACGCUCGAAGAAAGCAAAAUGUACAAUCGCACCGAAUUGGGACAGUACUUUGACGACACAGUCUUCAACCGCGCUGCUGUCAACAUCACGCCCGGCAUCAAUUUCCGCGACGGCAUCCGCAGCAAGGACCUCGCCUCCAACACAGAGGCCACCAACGACAUCCCGCUGCAAUUCGUCUACGAAGAGGCAGACUGUAGGAUCUUGUACACCAAGCCCAUGACAACCGACGUUACGAAUAUCUGGAAGGCCGUUGCCGACACCGCAUGGGGCGGCAAGGACCACUGCUUCGCUGGGAGCCUGGGCGGAUACAAGAAGAGCUCGCUGGCGAAGCGGGAGCUGAGCGUUUCCGAACGUGUGCUGAGCAAGAAGAUAAGUGCGUGGAGGAACCAGUUGAGUCCCGCGGACUACCCGCUCGAGGUGUUUACCGAUUUGGGCAAGGCCAAGUUGAGCGGCGAUGGUAUCAUGUACCCAUAG